GGGUGGGGGAGACCCUGGAGGCAGGAGAUGUCAACUUCCUCUGCUCUGGAAUGUAAAGCAAGGGACGUUUGGAGAGAGGUACCGAGAGAGGGGCAUGAGUUUAGGGCAACGCAUUCCUUCCAGAGGGUUAGGGUAGAGAUUGGCCGUGCUGGAAAGGUCUGCAGGCAUGCCAAUAAGAAAUGGCAGAGGGAGGGCACACUGUGCUCUGUUCACUGUCAACUCAAUGAAGCACUGUUUAUGAGCAGACAAAGAGGGUGGAAGGUCACAACCACACAUGCAGACAUGCCUUUGCCCAGUAGUAGCCAGUCCUGCCCUGUUCUUGAUCAGGAGAGGGUGGACAUGGUGGGCUGGGGAAGGGGAUUGUCCUGGAGCGCAAAGCACGGUGUUGAAAAGAGGAGAAGAUUCAGUCUGAACCCUUGAGGGAUAAGUUUACAGGAGAGAUUGGCUGGUGAAUGACAAUCAUGGCUCAGGUGCUACAUAUGGACUCCAGUUUUCCAGGGAAGAUUAAUGCUCCGGCUCCCCCAGUACAUGGAAAGGAACAAGAGGCUCCGUACUCGGUAGAGACCCCAUAUGGCUAUCGUCUGGACCUGGACUUUCUCAAGUACGUCAAUGAUAUUGAAAAAGGCAACACUAUUAAGAAGGUGCCGGUACAGCGCCGCCCUCGGUAUGGCUCACUUCCACGUGGCUACAGCUACACUGGAUCCUGGUGGACUUCCACUGAGUCGCUGUGCUCCAAUGCCAGCGUGGACAGCCGUCACUCAUCGUACUCCUACUGCGCGCCAGGCUUCCACAGCACACAUCGGCCCAACUUCAGUACAGCACGCGUGGAGAAAACCUUGUUGGAUGCUCGCCGUAAGUUGGAAGAGGAAAAAGAUGGCCGUCAGUUCUCUAACCUCGGCAGCAUGCACAACAGCGUGGCCGGCUCCAACACCUCCUUGUCCAGUGCGCACAGUUUCAAUCGCGCUCAGGGUAGCUCCUACACACCAAUAAGCUCUGGCUUGUCAACACCCGUCUCACCCACACCCGCCCAUUUGCAGCACGUACGGGAGCAGAUGGCUAUCGCCCUACGGAAAAUCCGAGAGUUGGAGGAGCAGGUGAAGACAAUCCCGGUGCUUCAAGUGAAGAUCUCAGUGCUUCAGGAGGAGAAGAGGCAGCUUAGUGUACAGCUCAAAAGCCAGAAGUUCCUGGGUCACACGCUGGGGUUCGGCCGGAGCCGUCCGCGUGGAGAGCUCUACAUUGACAUACCAGAGGAGGAGGUGGCAAAUGGUGGCCCAAACAAAGCUGCAGGAAGCCUUUCACCUACUACCCCAGGGUCUCUCCAGGACUCUGGCUGUGAAAUUGAGGAGACGGUAAUUGUUGGUGGAGCUCGUCCAAGUGCAAGAAAAGAAGUGCGAACUGUAGGUGUGGGGCCAGAGGUGGAGGAGAGGGGCUGUCGUCAUGUAAGUGUGGAGGUUCGGGAGGAGGACUUGGGGUUGCUUCCUGAAACCGAAGCCCUAAAGACUAAGGUGGGGUUAUUGGAAGUUCAGCUAAGGAAGACUGUGCAGGAGCUCCAGAGUGCUCAGCAGCAAGUGGAAGCUUCUAAGAAAGAGAAGCAGGCUCUUCACCCUCAGGUUGACCAUGCAGUGAAAGCCACCAGUCUGGGCUGGCAGGAGCAGCAUGGUCAGGCUGGUGCAGGCUUGCACACUGUUGUCAGUUUUACCCAGCAGCCACAUCAGCAGAGGACAGUGGGGAUUCAAGUGUACACUUUGGAGCAGCCCACAGUUGUGGGUGUGGGGUCACUGCUGAAAGCCCAGAGCUGCAGUUCUCCUGCUCAACCUGUGUCUGUAGGCACACUGGAGGGUUCCCGUCGGAGACCUGUAGAGUCCCUAAUAACAGAAGAAUCACCACGCGAGUUUCCCAUUGCAAUAAGCUCCAAGCAGGUGCGAGAGGUAUUGAGGAGUGAGGUUUCCAAAUCAGUUCCAGUGACCAACCAGGCAACUGCCAUGGAGACAAAGUGCAACCAAGUGCCUCCUGUCUGCCAGCGGCUAAAAGAGGGAGAGAUUAACCAGAAACCAGCCGAAGACGACGUCCAAAAAGAUGCAACGAAACCAGCCUCCCCUCAAUCCACCCUGAGGUCAAUCAUGAAGAGAAAGGCAGAUGGAGAACCCGGCUCGCCCUACACCAAAAAGAACCUGCAGUUCAUAGGAGUCAAUGGAGGUUACGAGUCGACAUCUUCCGAAGAGAGCAGUUCGGAAAGUUCAGAAGAGGAAAGCGAUGCGAGCGAGUACCACGAGGCUACAGAGAAACUCCCUGAAUCUGCAGCACAGGUGAACUCCUGUAGCAUUGCUACAACAGCUACCCUAACAUCUCAACACAGCACUGCCCAGUCACCAGCCAAUGAAACUGCACCACAACAGAGCACCAGCCAAUCGCAUUCCACGGAUGCUGCCAACCAGCAACAGGUUACCCAAUCACCAGCAACAGAGUUGAACACACAGCACUGUGUAAGCCAAUCACCCGUUACUGCCGCGGCUCAUCCGGAGAGUGCCGUUCGGUCCACUGCCACUUCUCUUCAGCAGAACUCUGCCCAGUUACCAGCCACCAGCAAUGUAGCCAAACAAGCCGUUGUUCAAUCCAAAGCCACUGAUUCAAACGUUCACCAAAGGCCCGCCCAGCAAGAGGUGUCAGGCUUUGCUGGUCCGCAGGUAACCACUCAAUCGCAAUUCACUGAUGCCAAACCUCAGCAAGACCCAAGCCAAUCAAAAACCACUGACCUCACUGCCCAGCAAACAGCUACACGAUCCACUGAUGCCUCGACGAAACAGGAAACAGCCAUAUCCUCCACCACUGAUGCGGCUGGGAAACCCUGCGCUAUUCCAGCUAGCAAACCGGAGUUGAGCAGCAGUCUCAUGGCAGUUCUUCGUAUCUUGCAGAAAGCUCUUAGUGAACCAAAUGCAUUUAGCCAUCAAGACGCGAGGACGGCCUACACGACAGUGUUACAGGAGUGGCUGAGAGUGUCCUGUCAUAAAGCUGCUGACACUGCGGUGGUCAAGGCGCACAUGGACACCUUUGCCUCCAUUUCCCCACAGCUACUGGAGUUUGUUAUUAACAUGGCGGACGGCAAUGGAAACACAGCCCUGCAUUAUACUGUCUCGCACUCGAACUUUCCUGUAGUCAAACUGCUGCUGGAUACUGGUCUCUGUAAUGCUGAUAAGCAGAACAAGGCGGGUUACACAGCAAUCAUGUUGACAGCACUGGCUGCCUUUAAUUCCGACAGUGACCUUCAAACCGUCCUACAGCUCCUCCGCACCGGAGACGUCAAUGCCAAAGCCAGCCAGGCAGGACAGACGGCGCUGAUGCUGGCGGUCAGUCAUGGCAGAGGUGAUAUGGUGAAAGCUCUGCUGUCUUGUGGAGCGCAGGUGAACCUGCGUGAUGAUGAUGGAUCCACAGCGCUCAUGUGUGCCUGUGAACAUGGACAUGUGGAUAUCGUACGCCAGCUGCUCUCGGUGCCGGGCUGUGACGCCACACUCACUGAUAAUGAUGGCAGCACGGCUCUAUCUAUUGCACUGGAGGCCAGUCAGAAUGACAUCGCCGUGCUUCUGUACGCACACCUCAAUUUUGCUAAGCCGCCUUCCCCUGUGUCACCAAAGUCUCCAAUGUUGGGAUCUUCUCCUCCCUCUUCAUAAAUGAAGUGACCCUUUCAUUAAAUGGAUGUCAAAAAUUUGAUGUCACCUCUUCCAGCGGAUUUCUUCGUCCAUUCCUGUGUGUGUGUGUGUGUGUGUGUGUGUGUGUCUAUAUACAUAUGUGUAAUAUGUAUAUCAUGUUACUUUUUUGCAUAUUUUAAGCUUGCGUGACAUUAGAAGUGCACUCUUAACAAGAAUCUUAAGACUUGUCUAAAAAUUAGCACUUGACACCGUUGAUUUUUUUAUUGUUGUUUUCUGUGUUCUUCUCAUCUGAAUAGAUGAGUUUUAAAUUAUAACAACAAGCGUGUAACAGCAAUAUCAUUUAUCUAUCAAUCUAUUUCUUGCGAUGAAACGUUGGACGUUAAGUGUCACAUUACAUAGUAAAAUGAUGCAAAUGCAUUUACUGUACUUUAGACAAUCCAUCAACGUUUGAAACUGAAAUCAUCAUCCAGUGUCACACAGUAACCGAUUACGUACCUUGAUCAAGUGUCCUUUCGUGGUUUUUACUGUUCACAAUUAAAUAAGGUUUUUAAUUUCCAAUCUGUAUAGACAUCAUAGUGCAUAUAAGUGCACUCACACCAGCUGUUUUUGAUAGACUUUACAUCCUAAUUUUUAGUAUGUGAUUGUAUACUAGGUUUGAUUAUACUGUGCAGUUGUCUCUUCUCUUGGAGAUUUAUAAUGUUAACUUUCACAAGCAGUAAAACACUUACUUUGCUUUGUUUUUACUGAAUGUAUAUUGUCAGACAUCAACCUGCUUCAGAAAGUGUUUAUAUUUAAAUGCCCGGCUUGUUUUUUUGUGUAAAUUGUAUAGAUUUUAUAGGUAUCAAAGGAUAGCAUAGAUUAUUUCACAGUUGAUGUCAAUGUAGUUUUUUGAUGGUGUUCUUUGUGUAUCCUGACUGGUAUAGAGGACUGCGUAGUUUUGCCAUUUGUGAUGAUUUUAAAACAGCAUUUACAGUAAUUUAGUGUACUUCAGAGUAGAAACAAUGACAUACAUUGGACUUUGGUCGAACAAGGGCUCUCAGAAGACAUUAUACACUAGUCAACAUUUGAAGUCUUAAAAGUUUGAUUUGUCUUUGAUUCACUUUUUUGAUCCACUUCAGUUGUUGACUAGUGAAUAAAUAUGAGAGCAUUUUAAUCUCACUGUUUUUUUUUUGUGUGUGUGUGAUUACCAGUUGCAAUGAUACAUAGCCAUUAAAGGUAAAAUGAAGGUACGUGAAUCCUGAAGUUUCUUUGGUGAAUGAGACCAGACGUCGUCUAUCAAGUGGACUUAGCUUGGUAUAACUGAUAUGCACAGUUUGGUACGGGUUCACUGAGUGCGGAAAAUCAUUUGAUUUGGUUCUUUUAUGCUCGGUAGCUAGUGGUUUUAAGGUCCAGAAUGUGUGUGGAAAGGUCUAUGACGAAUGUAAGAUGUUUUCCAAAAUGAAAAUAAUAUAUAAAUGUAUCAUCUCCAAAGGUUUGGUGCAAAGACUAUAGAAUUUUCUAGCUAUUUUAACUGCACAAGUUUUAACAUUUUAAAUGGAAGAGCUUUUUUAAUUUGAAUUUGAGUUUUUUCACUUUAUACACAUGCUUUCUUAUAACCAGUUUAGUAACAAAUUAAUUUGAUACUCUUUUGUAUUUGAUUUAUUUAACUCUCUUUGAAUAUCUUUGUAAUAUCUGUUCACAGCGUAUGUAUAUCUUUUGGCACAUUUGCCUGCCUUGUACCUUACAAUAUGUACAGAGCUCACAUUGAAAGUUGGUUGUUUGUUCCUUCCAUUUUUAAAAAAAAUAAACAAUUAAAGAAU
Molecule: messenger RNA, 5443 nt
Organism: Misgurnus anguillicaudatus (oriental weatherfish)
Lineage: Eukaryota; Metazoa; Chordata; Actinopteri; Cypriniformes; Cobitidae
Gene: kank2
Product: KN motif and ankyrin repeat domains 2
Biological process (GO): negative regulation of actin filament polymerization; negative regulation of G1/S transition of mitotic cell cycle; negative regulation of vitamin D receptor signaling pathway
Cellular component (GO): cytoplasm
Molecular function (GO): protein binding
Source: RefSeq, a predicted model, not a curated record